AUGCGAUGGGGUGGUAAUCCUCCGGCAUCUAGAUCCAUGUCUUCUACAAGGAUUUUGAUCCGUCUGCUAACGAUGCCAAUACCUACUGAUGACACUACGGUGUACAGUCAGCUCUCUCGCAACAACGGAGUAUCUUACACCAGCUUGCAACAUCCCAACAGCCCUCCAACGCAUUUCGUCAUGCAAAUGAUGUCUUCGGCGAUCAUUUUGAGGAAUCUCAAUUUGAGUCACUAUGCAAAGAUAGUUAAAAAACUAAGAAAAACUGCAGUACCAACACUCUUUAGCAUUCCAAAUCCACCACCAUCUGUAACUGACAAGAGGAUAAGAGAAGUAAGAUGUCCUAAGCCAAAUACUGAAGUGGAAACUCUACCUGCUUCAAAUGAAGAGUUGUUAAAAAAAAUAGAAUUCCUUGAGCAACAGCUUCAAGAAAAAGAUGCAAAAUUGACAUCAUUUUUGUCCGAUGAGCAAGUAGGAACCCUUGCUGUGCAGUCAAAAAGGAACUGGUCAGAAAAGUCCAUUAUAAAAGGACUGAAGAUGCGAUUUGCUUUGAGCAAACAUGGAUAUAAUUACCUCAGAAGUACUGGAUAUCCAGCACCAUCGUACAGUACCUUGAACAGGAGGAUUAGGGACAUAAAAAUUAAUUUCGGCAUUUUAGAAAAUUUGUUUUUUUUUCCUCAAGACAAAAGUUCAUUCAUUGGAUGCUCUUGAUAGGAACUGCUGCCUUUUAGUUGACGAAAUGGAAAUAGCUUCAUAUCAAGAUUUUGAUACAUCGUCUAAGUCAUUCAUUGGAAAUGUUACGUUAGGAAA
Stegodyphus dumicola is the source of this 807-nucleotide messenger RNA. RefSeq lists its product as uncharacterized. The record is from RefSeq and is a predicted model, not a curated record. Lineage: Eukaryota; Metazoa; Arthropoda; Arachnida; Araneae; Eresidae.